Oryzias latipes (Japanese medaka) is the source of this 4537-nucleotide messenger RNA. Lineage: Eukaryota; Metazoa; Chordata; Actinopteri; Beloniformes; Adrianichthyidae. The record is from RefSeq and is a predicted model, not a curated record.
UUAACUGAAAGGAUUCCAGCGUCUAGAAGUCUCCCGGCACUGACGUGGUUAACAUCAAGGAGCAUCUGGAUGGAACUUGAGGUGACUGUGGGGAAAUUCAACACUGCGCAACCCAGUGUCUGCGCUUGAGCUGGGCAAAGAGUUACAAGGCAAAAAACCUCCAAACUGAAGUGGAAACAUGCUGCAGCUCUUCCUAUUGACCCUCAGCCUGUUGCCAUGGAUGCCAGCGUUCCACUGUGAGGUCACCGUGGACGGCGAGUAUUCGGUGCUGGAGGGGGGAUCCCUCACCAUCCCAUGUCACUACGAGCCUAAAUACGUUGGCAACGAGAAAUACUGGUGUCAGGGGAAAACCAGGGAGUUCUGCACCAUCUUAGCUCGGACUGACAACACUCGCUGCAUGAAUUUAGCUGUGGAGAAAGUGAGCAUCUUUGACGACCCGGUCCAGCUGGUGUUUACCGUGACCAUGAACGGCCUGAAUGAAGAGGACUCCGGGUGGUAUAUGUGUGGCGUGGGGAUCAAAACCUGGUGGUAUCGUGACGAUAUCGGCUACACCUACAUUGCUGUCAUUCAUGGUUUGUCAGCUGUACACAGCCAAGUGAGUGGGGAGAAGGGGAGCAGUGUCACAGUUGAAUGCGUCUACAGUGAGAGAUUAAGAGACAGCGAGAAGAUGUGGUUUCGAAGUGGAGACCUGAGAUCCUGCCGAUCAACGGGGUCUGAGGGGAUCUACGAAGACUCCUCCGUGGUCAUCAGAGAUGACAGAAUUGGGGCUUUCACCGUCACCUACAAAAAGCUGGAGAAAGGAGAUACUGCUUGGUACUGGUGUUCUGCAGGGCAGCAAAAGACGCCAGUUCGCAUCAUGGUCAAGCCACCACCCACCACCACAUUCCACUGUAAGGUCACCAUGGACGGCGAGUAUUCGGUGCUGGAGGGGCGAUCCCUCACCAUCCCAUGUCACUACGAGCCUGAAUACGUCAGCCACGUGAAAUACUGGUGUCAGGGGAGAACCAGGGAGUCUUGCACCAUCUUAGCUCGGACUGAUGACGCUCGCAGCAUCGGUCCAGCUGUGGAGAAAGUGAGCAUCUUUGACGACCCGGUCCAGCUGGUCUUCACCGUGACCAUGAACAACCUAAAGGAAGGAGACUCCGGGUGGUACAUAUGCGGCGUGGAGAUUGGCAACUUGAUGAAUCGUGACGAUAUCGGCUACACCUACAUUAAUGUCAUUCAUGGUUUGUCAGCUGUACACAGCCAAGUGAGUGGGGAGAAGGGGAGCAGUGUCACAGUUGAAUGCGUCUACAGUGAGAAAUUAAGAGACAGCGAGAAGAUGUGGUGUCGAAGUGGAGACCCGAGAUCCUGCCGAUCAACGGGGUCUGAGGGGAUCUACGAAGACUCCUCCGUGGUCAUCAGAGAUGACAGAAUUGGGGCUUUCACCGUCACCUACAAAAAGCUGGAGAAAAGAGAUACUGCUUGGUACUGGUGUUCUGCAGGGGAGCAAAGGACGCCAGUGCGCAUCAUGGUCAAACCACCACCCACCACCACAUUCCACUGUAAGGUCACCGUGGACGGCGAGUAUUCGGUGCUUGAGGGGGGAUCCCUCACCAUCCCAUGUCACUACGAGCCUCAAUACAUCGGCAACGUGAAAUACUGGUGUCAGGGGAAAACCAGGGAUUCCUGCACCAUCUUAGCUCGGACUGAUGACGCUCGCAGCAUCGGUCCAGCUAUGGAGAAAGUGAGCAUCUUUGACGACCCGGUCCAGCUGGUGUCCACCGUGACCAUGAACAACCUAAAGGAAGGAGACUCCGGGUGGUACAUGUGCGGCGUGGAGAUCGGCAACACAUGGAAAGCUGACGAUAUCGGCUACACCUACAUUAGAGUCAUUCAUGGUUGGUCAGCUGUACACAGCCAAAUGAGUGGGGCGGAGGGGAGCAGUGUCACAGUUAAAUGCGUCUACAGUGAGAGAUUAAGAGACAGCGAGAAGAUGUGGUGUCGAAGUGGAGACCCGAGAUCCUGCCGAUCAACGGGGUCUGAGGGGAUCUACGAAGACUCCUCCUUGGUCAUCAGAGAUGACAGAAUUGGGGCUUUCACCGUCACCUACAAAAAGCUGGAGAAAGAAGAUACUGCUUGGUACUGGUGUUCUGCAGGGCAGCAAAGGACGCCAGUGCGCAUCAUGGUCAAACCACCACCCACCACCAAUUGCCUCUUCCUUCAGUGGAGAAAGCAGAACCAGUGGUGGCGCCUGAGCAGUUGGCUCUCAUGGAUAAAGAACAAACAGCCCUCACAGUGAAAGACUUUACUGCAGCGUGUCAGAAGGAGGGAGAGUGCCCACCCAUCCCCACACCAAGACCCCCGCCGCAGCAGCAGUGGCAGCCAGAACCCCCCAACGCCACAUGGCAGCAGGCAGAGAACAACUGCCCCCCGGGAGAUCACAUCCGCCACCCAGCUCGGGAGCAGACCGCUGCAGGAGAUUCAACAUUUUCUACGACUAUUCCACGUAUGGACAUAUGUCCAACGCAUAUACCACAGAUGUUUAUAUAGCGCAUACAGCACACAGAUCCCUAUUGAAUUGCAUAUAAAGCAAUAGAAUCUUGCAUGCUUCAUGUUCUUCGUUCAUCUCCAUGUUCGUUGCAUGGUUUAUUCGUAUUUCUUCUGUGGUUUUAAUGUGGUUCGUUCAAGGUAAAUCUAUGAAAAUUUCAUGUAAAGAACAAAACUUUUCUCACUUUUUCCAUAUAUGUUCACGUAUGACCAAUUUUUAUCCAAGCAAUAUAUGCAAAAGAUAUGUAGCGGCUGUGUAACAAUAUAUUAAAAUUACCUAUAUUUGUGUCAUAUUUGAUUCACUCAUUUCUGAGACCCCUAUCUCAUGAUCAAAACUGCAGUUGGAAACCCAUUUUUUCUGUUCCUGUCCUGUAGUUCAUCAUCAUUCCAUUGGGGGCAGUAGAAACGUUUCCUGCUCAUUUCAAAAUGGCUGCUUCCAUAAAGCUUUUGGCGGGAAAAGUUCAGCUCAUUUAAAAAACUAUGGUGAGAAUAACCCAUCUGUAGUUAUUCAAUAUUUACUAUGUUGAGUUCAAAAUUAAUUGGUAAUUAAUUCUUUAUAAAUGUUAAAAAUGUGUGGAUCAAAUUUGAGUCAGUGGGUAAAUACGGUGCUGUGUUUCUGAACACUUAUGUCAAUAUUUUUACAUCUUAAACUUAACAUCGUUUUGGGUAAAAUCAAAUCAUUUAAAUGUAACAUAAUGAUUUAGCAAAAUUGUUUGCAGGUUUUAUGAAAAGGUUUGAAAAAAAAUCAUAAAAUUUCCUUUCAAUUUUAUGAUGUAGUGGGCUUUAGAGGGUUAACUAUUUUAACUAUUUACCCAAAAAAGGGACAUUGGAUGCAUGCACAUAUUCCAAUUUUUAAAUAACAUAAAAAAAUAUAUCAAUAAAAAAACAUUUCUUGCUGCAACUAUGUUUUAGAUACUCAUUUUUUCAAGACUUUGUUAAACAAAGCAAGGGGGGCACUGGCUCAGGUGGUUGAGCAGGUCGUCCAAUGAUCCAAGGGUCGGCAGUUUGAUCCCCACUUGCCCCCAGUCAACUGUCGUUCUGUCCUUGGGCAAGACACGUCACCCUCUCUGCCUCCAGUGUGGCUCCACUGGUGUGAGAAUAUGUGUGAAUGUCCCGGUGAUGGUCAGGAGGGGCUGGCAGCCACGCCUCUGUAAAUCUGCCCCAGGGCAGCUGUGACUACAUAAGUGGUUACCAUCACCAAGAAUAAAUGAGGAAUGAGCGUCUGGAAAGCCGCAGAUGAAUCCAAUCUAUUAUAAGGGCUCUAGCACGUAGUGCAAGGAUCCCACUGAACUUUUAGUGUUUAAUUUUUAUUAUUAUUUUCAUUCUUCCGACAAAAGAGUCGCCUUUUUGAGGCCUUUAACAAACCUGAAAACUCCAAAUUUUGAAUUUGCAUCAGAAGUUGCAAAACAUUUCGUAUUUAAUGGGAGACUGUUAUGGGUGCACAACCGUAUUUAGCUUCGUGAAACAUCAGACGAAUCUAGUAUGUAAACGCAACAUACGAACAUAUAUUCAGAUAACAUCGCUAACAGGUAAUCUAAACUCUCUAAAUGACUUUAAAUCCCUAAAUCUGUUGAAUUCUUCCUCAUUUGUGUCGAUUUGGAACAACAGCUAAAGGGACAAUGCAUCUUCUUCUGCGUUGCUCUCAGUAGAAAUUACUGACAAAUGCACCCACAGCGCCCUCUAGAGGUUGUUAGUGGGAAAAUAACAAACGCAUAAGUUUAUUUCUCGAUAAAAAAGAAAAAAACGUUACAAAUAAGUCGAUCCCCCGCCCAACUAUUCAAUUCAAUUCGAUUCAAUUUUAUUUAUAAAGCCCAAAUUCACAACAACAGUCGUCUCGAUGGGCUUCACAUCGGUAAUUGAAAAAGUAAAACAUAAAAUCAAAAGUAUCAUAAAUACAUAAUAUUCAAUAGGAAAGUACUAAAUUGAACUAACAAACUGACUAAGCCAAACUGGACAUCCCUGCCCUUAGACCCUCCUUGACGGUAAGGAAAAACUCCUGAAAAAACGU